Molecule: messenger RNA, 556 nt
Organism: Thrips palmi
Lineage: Eukaryota; Metazoa; Arthropoda; Insecta; Thysanoptera; Thripidae
Exons: 3
Coding region: 106-447 (113 amino acids)
Source: RefSeq, a predicted model, not a curated record
UGCCAAACACGCAAAGGCAAUUAAACGCAUUCGGGUCACGACGCACCGCCUUUAAGAAGCUACGCGCCGCGCCCAGCGAGCGUCCACUGACAGCUGCUGCCGAAAAUGUCUCGCCUCUGCCUCAUCGCCCUCGCCCUCGCCGCCAUCGCGGCCGUUGUCGCUGGUAAUCCCCCGCAAGGUGCCCAACCGGGUCGCCAACACCAUGUUAGGGAGUGGGCCCACAGGAAAGGGGCGCAGUUGAAGCAGUGGGCCCACAACGAAAAGGCCAAGCUUGGGGAGCAAUGGCACAAGACCGUCGUGCCCAAACUGCAGGCGCUGAAGCAGAAGUUUGGCGCGGAGUGGCAAAAGAAGGCUCCUCAGGUGGUCGCGGCUAUCAAGAAGAAGGCCGGCAUCUACUUCGACAAGGCCGUUCAGUACGUCAACGGCCAGAUCAGCAAGGGCCACUGAUCUCGCUGUCCAGAGCGGCCGUUGCUGAUUGCAACCACACGAUGACUGUGACCUCACAAUCAUGGAAGAAACAGUGUGAAAGCUGCAAUAAACUCAGUUAAAAACGCCA